Molecule: messenger RNA, 1782 nt
Organism: Durusdinium trenchii
Lineage: Eukaryota; Dinophyceae; Suessiales; Symbiodiniaceae
Source: the annotation of a GenBank genome assembly
AUGCCAUACGAUGCCACACCUUUUGUCACCUCCCUUGGACCGCAGGCCUUGGCGCUGCCCAACCACCCCGACCGACACGGGCACAGCGUCCCGGUCCCGCCGGUCGCGCCGGUCGCGCCGUCGCCGAACUUCUGGUGGUGGCUGAGCGACGAAACGCGGAGUCGCCCCGAUGAAGCGCAGCUGCCCAAGGUGCCCCGAAGUCAUCUGUUGGAGGUGGCGCGCGUUCCGCUGCGUUUGGAGAAGGUCUUGGCCUUCGGCUUUUUGUUGUGCUUCGACAUCCUCCUCCAUGAGCUUAGCUUCAUGCCCCUCCAGGUGCUUUGUGCGCUCCUGCGCCAAGUCUUCCGGACCAACCGCGCGUCCCGACGUGCGGCACCGGCGGUGACGAUCACGGAGAAGUGUGAUUUGAUUCGUUUGAGUUUACUGCUUGCCAACGUGGCCUUGCAAUCGAUGUUCUUCAGUAACUCCUGGGUGUAUCACUACAUCCGUGGUGAAUCCUUUUUGAAGCUUUACGUCUUCUUCAACAUGUUGGAGCUCGCGGAGCGUUCGCUUCGCUCGGUGGGCGUCGAUCUCUUCGACCUCCUGGCGGCCCGAGCGACGGGGGCGUCGGGCGGAGCCGGUGCGGUGGAGCUGCUGCCACAGUACCUGCUGGUCUUGUCCUACUGCUUCAUCCAUUCGUCCAUGCACAUGCUCCGGGUGCUUCUGCUCACCGUGGCUAUCAAUACCUCUUCGAGCGCGGUCUUCCUCAUCAUCGUCACGAACAACUUCGCCGAGAUCAAGUCGACGGUCUUCAAGCGCUACGAGGUCAAGUCGCUGUUUCCGAUCAUCACCUCUGACAUGGUGGAACGAUUCUACUUGGCGCUGGACAUCCUCUUCGUCUUGCUGCGCCUGGCCACCUCGGACCGAAGAGGCUUGGCGUCUGCGGUGCAGAUCACCAGUUGGCUCCUGCUGCUGGUGGGUAUUGAGCUGGGUACAGACUGGGUGAAGUUCUGCUUGAUCAUGAAGUUCAGCGAGUUGCCAGUGUCGGUGCUCGAGAAUUACCAGCAGGUGCUCAUCGCCGACCUCUUGGUGUGUCGCAUGCCUCACACCGCACGAGACGCCAGACCGCCCAGCCUGCCCUGUAUGCCCUUCCGAGGCGUCCAAUCUUUCAGCCACGUGGUGGCGCGGCGAAUCGGCUUCAGCGGCUUGCCGCUCUCCACGCUGGUGCUGUCGCACCUGUUGCACGCGAACCUCGCCUGCCAGGGCCCAGGUGUCCUGCUGUACCUCUUGCUGGCACUGAUCCUCACACUGGCCAAGGUGCUUCUGUCAGUGCUCUUGCUGGGCUUGGCCGCACGCCGGCGGAACUCCAUCGCGCGGGGGCUGGAGCUCUUCGGGAAGAUCAAAGACCGCUUCGUCGCCGUCGCCGGGCUUGACGCCCGUUUCGCCGCAGGUGAGCCAGAGUGCGCAGCGGGCAGUGCGCAGGUCGCUGAAGAAGGGCAACGUCGCAGUGGCGGUGCCGAGUUGGAGAAGAUGGACAGAUCGAAGGAUGAGGGAGGACGGAUACAGAGUCCCGAAGCCGAGGGGGUGCGUGCGUGCUGCUGUGCCAUUGAGAGAAGCUACGAGAAGCACCUGCAUGAGGAAGAGGACAGACGGGUCGCUGAAGAACAAGAGAGGAAGAGGAUUGGCGAAAAGAAGAGCAGAGGCUGCGUCAGCUCUAGAGGAAGACAAAGAAGGGAGGUUGCAGAACAGAUGGAAGAGUGGCGCCUCAAGGCAGUAGAGGAGGAGGAGAAGAGAGCACAGAAUUAG